AGCUUCACCCAAGGCUCCACUAGUUCGCUGUCGGCCAUAGAAACGUCCACCCAGCCUUCCUCAUAUUUGAGUCUGAUACCUUCGGUCCCUCAGCCGCCCGUCACGCCGUACUCCCCCGACGGUGGCCACUUUUAUACCCCCGCUCCUCCCAUCUUCCCGGGCCUGGAGGUCAGGCCUCGACUGGGCUCUAACAGUAGCACGGCCGGCCAGGGCAUGGCGCAUGCCCAUCGUUCCACGACAUUGCCGCAUCCAGGAACACACUUGAGCGCGCGAGAGGCCUACGCAUCGGCGACACCCGCAUUCAGGAGAUCGGAACAUCACAUCCAACGGUCGCCGCCCUUUUCCAGCAUACGACGCAGUAACCUCCUUUCUCCAACCAGCACAUCGACCUCAUACGGGUCUCUCAAGAUGGACACGGGCUAUCCCGGAUCCAGGACCCAGCCCAGCAUCCCUCCCCUGGGCCCCAUGACAUCGCUCGGCCAUCUUUCAUAUGGCGACACAUCGGCCACUCCGAUCCAAGUUGACAUCAGCGGCGUCAUUGACAAGGGCUUCUUCGUGGCCGAGAACGAGUGGACGUGUUAUCGCCGCAAUUACUUCGCGUGCAUAUGCUCCUUCUCCCUGACACCCCUGCUGCCCAACUCGCCCAUCCACUUCCUGCCGACGGGAUCCACGCAGGCCUACAGCGUGUACGGGUUCGCCAUGUGCAUCUCAGCGGUCGUCUCCGACAACGAAAGCCACACCAUCGAGCUGGUUCAGCACACCCCGAAACGAGACAAGGGCCCGAUUGCAAAGCCCGACAAGGUGCGACUGUCACCAAAGCCGCCGCAGGCAAGCCAGCACCCCUUGACAAGCCUCUAUGGGGCCCCAGAGGCCAGCCUCGGAUCGCCGAGAUAUGAGCAGGGCUUCGGUCAGCCCCAACAGAGCUCGGCGCCCACCGAGCACACCUUUGAGCGCAUUCAGUUCAAGCAGGCGACGGCCAACAACGGGAAGCGAAGGGCGGCUCAGCAGUACUACCACCUCCUGGUCGAGCUGUGGGCCGACGUCGGUCAGCAAGGCGGCGGGGAUUCGUGGGUUAAGGUCGCGUACCGGAAGUCGGCCAAGAUGAUUGUCCGUGGCCGGUCUCCAGGCCAUUACCAGUCAGAGAGGCGAGGGAGCGCAAGCAGCGGACCCGGCGGCUCUAGCGGUAGUAUGGGUGGCGGUGGAUACACAACGGGCCUCCUUGGGCCCGGGGAGUAUCCGGCAAACCAGCCCAUGAUGGGAGGAGGAGGCUACGCGCAGCAGUACGACACCCGGUCCGGCGGCUACGGCGGGGCCCGGCCACACCACGAGCUCAACAUGGAGCCGCUUAUUUCAACCGAGGAUGUCAAAGCCAUGACCAGUACCAAAGGAUAUCAGUACUACCCAGCAACCAUUUACGAGAGCGAACAUCAUGACCCGAGACAACAACAACAACAAGAGCAGCAGCAGCAACAACCACAGGAGCAGCAGGAGCAGCAGCAACAGCAUCACCAUCAUCAUCACCACCACCACCAUCAGCAGGUUGAACUGUUCUCACACGCACGCCAGGAGGUUUCGGGGAGCGGUGCGGCACCCUCGAUGAGCGCCAUGUUCGACCCAACCAAGGUCAAGCCGGAGAUGGAGAACGGGCUCCCCAGCCUGCUCUACCACAGCGUUCCGUAUUACCAACGGUGCGGGCGGUUCGAAGGAAAGGCGACGUCGAGCGGCCAGUAUCCGAAAUUGAUCCCCCCACCUUCCACUACCAUGAACAUGACCUGA
This is a messenger RNA of Thermothelomyces thermophilus ATCC 42464, 1776 nucleotides long. RefSeq names its product p53-like transcription factor. Lineage: Eukaryota; Fungi; Ascomycota; Sordariomycetes; Sordariales; Chaetomiaceae. Gene Ontology annotation, biological process: meiotic cell cycle; positive regulation of transcription by RNA polymerase II. The transcript is spliced from 2 exons. The record is from RefSeq and is a predicted model, not a curated record. Gene Ontology annotation, molecular function: DNA binding; DNA-binding transcription factor activity. The annotation marks the transcript as partial. Gene Ontology annotation, cellular component: nuclear chromosome.